Pipistrellus nathusii (Nathusius's pipistrelle) is the source of this 414-nucleotide messenger RNA. NCBI's taxonomy places the organism in Eukaryota, Metazoa, Chordata, Mammalia, Chiroptera, Vespertilionidae. The record is from the annotation of a GenBank genome assembly.
AUGGAGUCCCCGAGAAUCACAAUACCAGUUAUGAAACAUACAAGAAUGAUUAAAAACCAGGAAGAAAAGAGCUUAUUGACAACAGAAAAACAGAACUUCCUACUUUUUGACAUGACCACACAUCCCCUCACCAACAACAACAUUAAGCAGCGCCUCAUCAAGAAGGUACAGGAAGCUGUUCUUGACAAGUGGGUGAAUGACCCUCACCGCAUGGACAAGCGCCUGCUGGCCCUCAUUUACCUCGCCCACGCCUCGGAUGUGCUGGAGAAUGCCUUCGCUCCCCUGCUGGAUGAGCAGUAUGAUUUAGCCACCAAGAGAGUGCGGCAGCUCCUCGACUUGGAUCCUGAGGUGGAAUGCGUGAAGACCAACGCCAACGAGGUCCUGUGGGCGGUGGUGGCGGCCUUCACCAAGUAA